AUGUGUUACGCGCCAAAACAGCACGACCAGCGCGUGCGGGACAUCCAGAGACAGGUGGUUCGUGUGGAGCCCCUGGUCAACAUGGGUCAGAUCACUGCUCUCCUCAACUCCCUGGGCUCGACUCUGCCUGUGCUGCCAGAACUGGACGACCUCACUGUCGGUAACUCCCUGGGCUGGACUCUGCCUGUGCUGCCAGAACUGGACGACCUCACUGUCGGAGGUCUGGUGAUGGGUACAGGUAUAGAGUCAUCCUCUCAUAUCUACGGACUCUUCCAACACAUCCGUGUUGCCUUUGAACUGGUGCUGGCUGAUGGCAGCCUGGUCCACUGCACUGAGGAAGAUAACUCUGACCUGUUCCACGCAGUUCCAUGGUCCUGUGGAACUCUGGGGUUCCUGGUUGCUACAGAGAUAAAGAUCGUCCCGGCAAGGUAUUGGGUUCGUCGGCAGUAUGAGCCAAUCAGAGGGCUGGAGAACAUCUGCCGUCGUUUCAGUGAGGCGUCUGAGGACAAGAACAACACAUUUGUAGAAGGACUGCAGUACUCACUUGACAAAGUUGUUAUCAUGACUGGCACUAUGACUGACACGGCUGAACCCGACAAGAUCAACAGGAUCAGCCUGCACUAUAAGCCCUGGUUCUUCAAGCACGUUGAGAGAUACCUGACAGAGAACAACACAGCAGUGGAGUACAUCCCUCUACGCCACUACUACCACAGACACACACAAUCCAUCUUCUGGGAGCUCCAGGACAUCAUCCCGUUUGGUAACCACCCAGUGUCCCCGUGUUCCGGUGGAUGGUGUACCCUCUGGUUGUGUCCGUUCGUGCUCCCCCUGGCCCGGGGGAUGGUUCAUCCUAAAGGUGAGGAGGCAGAGCUGUACGUGGACAUCGGAGUGUUCCAGAUGCUGUAUGCAGAUGAGUACAUGGAGCGUAGUGAGUUCUGGGUAAUGUUUGUCGGGAUGUUAAUAUCACCGGAGCUGGGCUGUCGGGACGCUUUCCCUGAGGUAUACGACAAGAUCUGCAAAGCUGCACGACACUGA
Oncorhynchus kisutch (coho salmon) is the source of this 1035-nucleotide messenger RNA. Its product is annotated as delta(24)-sterol reductase-like. Gene Ontology annotation, cellular component: membrane; cytoplasm. Gene Ontology annotation, biological process: steroid metabolic process. Lineage: Eukaryota; Metazoa; Chordata; Actinopteri; Salmoniformes; Salmonidae. The coding region runs from base 1 to 1035 and encodes 344 amino acids. Gene Ontology annotation, molecular function: FAD binding; Delta24(24-1) sterol reductase activity. The transcript is spliced from 8 exons. The record is from RefSeq and is a predicted model, not a curated record.